Molecule: messenger RNA, 3232 nt
Organism: Bombus terrestris (buff-tailed bumblebee)
Lineage: Eukaryota; Metazoa; Arthropoda; Insecta; Hymenoptera; Apidae
Gene: UHRF1
Product: E3 ubiquitin-protein ligase UHRF1
Exons: 8
Coding region: 176-2398 (740 amino acids)
Biological process (GO): protein ubiquitination; negative regulation of gene expression via chromosomal CpG island methylation
Molecular function (GO): metal ion binding; ubiquitin protein ligase activity; protein binding
Source: RefSeq, a predicted model, not a curated record
AAGUGUUGAAGUCACUCAUGACUGAUGACAGUCACUGUUGGUUUAUUUGUACUUCUAUGAAUGUUAAUGAAGUGAAUUACAUUUUUUGCUUUUGCACACGUUGAUCGUUGUGUUAAAGAACUAGGCACAAGAUAACGCUUUUUUUGAAAAUUUUUGACUGAAUAAACAUAUUAAAAUGUACGUUAAAGUGAGAACAAUGGAUGGUAAACAGGAGGCAAUAUUAACCAUCUCCAAAUUGACGGAAGUGGAAGAGUUUAAGCGUGAGAUUGAGAAGGAAUUAGAUGUAAAAGUGGAUUUACAACGAUUAUUCUUCCGUGGGAAACAAUUAGAAAAUGGUUAUAAGCUAUAUGAUUAUAAUGUUAAUUUGAAUGAUGUAAUUCAAUUAAUGGUUAAAAUACAAAUUAAUGAAGUAGAAAGCCAAGCUACUUCAAGUACUAAAGUAACUCCUAGUUCUAUUAUUAAAGAAGAAAUUGUAGAUAAUUCUAGCAAAGAAGAAAAGUUGUGUGAAGCAGAAAGUUUAUAUUAUAAGGUUGGAGAUGCGGUAGAUUGUCUUGACCAAACUUAUGGAGCUUGGUUUGAGGCAAUAAUAUUAAAAAUCUUUAAAAGAGAUGAUAAUAUUAUUUAUAAUAUGCAGUGGGAAUUUGAUGAUAAAGCUCCAGCUUUUAAUGUACCUGAGUCAUCAGUAAGACCACGUGCAAGGCGUUUAUUAAAAUUUGAUAGCUUAAAAAUAGGUCAAAAAGUGAUGAUCAAUCACAAUGUUGAUGAUCCCAAAGUAACAGGAUUAUGGUAUGAUUUUACAAUAUUGAAAAUAGAUAAAAAGAAGAGGGUACAAGAACUUAUUGGGAUAUUGCAUAUUGGAAAGGAUCAACCACUUGAGAAUCGGAAAGUGAAUCCUAAAGGAGAGAUUUUUGCCAUAGAAGAACCAAAAUUUCUUAAAGAUAGAAGUCCUGAAGAUGAACAACAUAUGGUCAGUAGUGGUAAACGAAGACGUGUACAAGCUUAUUGUGAUGCAUGUUUGGACAAUCCUAACAAGGAAUGCAGAGAAUGUGGUUGUAGAGUCUGUGCUGGGAAAGAAGAUGAACACAAUCUUCUCUUAUGCGAUGAGUGUAACUCUGCAUAUCAUUUAAGCUGUUUGAAUCCUCCAUUAACAUCUAUACCUGAAGAAGAUUACUGGUAUUGCCCAGAAUGUAAAAAUGACGAAAAUGAAAUUGUGAAGGCAGGUGAUAAACUUAAACAAACGAAAAAAAAAACGAAUGAAAAUAAUAGUAGUAAGAGAGAUUGGGGUAAAGGAAUGGCAUGUGUUGGAAGGACGAAAGAGUGCAGUAUAGUUCCACCUAAUCAUCGUGGACCUAUUCCAGGAGUAGAAGUUGGAAUGUGUUGGAUGUACAGAGUACAGGUGUCUGAAGUUGGAGUGCAUAGACCACAUAUAGCUGGAAUUCAUGGGAGAGAAACAGAUUGCGCAUAUUCUAUUGUAUUAUCUGGAGGUUACGAGGAUGAUAUUGAUAAUGGUGAUGAGUUUAUUUAUACCGGCUCUGGAGGCAGGGACCUAUCAGGAAAUAAAAGAACAGCUGAACAAAGUUGCGAUCAGAUGUUGACUCGAAUGAAUAAAGCAUUGGCUCUAAAUUGCAAUGCAAAGCUUAAUGCGACAGCCGGCGCUACAGCUGAAGAUUGGAGAGGUGGUAUACCUGUAAGAGUUGUCAGAAAUUUCAAACUCGCUAAACAUAGCAAAUAUGCACCAGAAGAGGGCAACAGAUAUGAUGGUAUAUAUAAGGUAGUAAAGUAUUAUCCAGAUACAGGCAAAAGCGGAUUUCGCGUAUGGAGAUAUUUAUUAAGAAGAGAUGAUCUAGCAGCUGCACCAUGGACUGAAGAGGGUAAAGCGCGUAUAGAGGCUCUUGGUUUAAAACCAAUGUAUCCAGAUGGAUACUUGGAAGCAAUGGCAAAAAAUAAAAUAAAUAAAACUAGGACAAAUAAAAAGCGAAAUAUACUAAUGGAAGAAGAAAAUUCUACCUCUUCGAAAAAAGAACCACCAAAGAAGAAAAGGAAACUUGAGAGUUACGAAUUAGAAAGUGAAAUAGUGAAACAUAUUGAAAAAGAUCAAGCAAAUACAAAAUUGUGGGAUGAAUGUCGUAAGGCUUUAUCAGAUGGUAAAGCUGCAUUUUUACAACAAGUUUCAGAAAGAUUCACAUGUCCCUGUUGUUUGGAACUUGUUUAUAAUCCUGUCACGAUUCCGUGCACACAUAAUAUUUGCCUUAAUUGUUUAAAACGUACUUUUUCAUCGGGUGUCCAAUAUUGCCCGUCAUGUCGUCAUUUAUUAGACAAAAAUUAUAAAAUGGAAGUUAAUCAAUGUUUAUCAUCUGCUCUGUUAUCGCUUUAUCCAGGAUAUGAAGGUGGCAGAUAACAUUAAUUUUUAGUAAAAUAAUACUUAUAUCUCAAAUACGAAUUCACACACAUAUCUAGACUCCAUUAAAUAAUAUUUUUAGAUACAAUUUAUGAUUCACGAAUAAAAUGUAUUAGUGAUUUUGUUAUAAUACAUACUUAUAGGGUGAAUAACACAUUCUGAUAGUAUAAAAAAUUUUUGUUAGUAUACAAAAUUUGUUGCCAUGAUCCACUACAAUAACAAUUAAUUUUAUUAUUACAAUAUUUACAUUAAUAAAUAUAACAAUUAAUUUUAUUAUUACAAUAUUUGCAUUAAUAAAUUGACUGACAAUACUAAUAAGAUAAUAAAAAGAAUGAAUUUUCUUUCAGAAAGAGAGAAACGCACAAGAAAUGAAAAUAUACAUAGUUAUUGUAGUACUUAUUUUUAUAUUGAUUUUUGAUUUAUACAAUUUCGAGUUUUAUAUUUGUAUGUAGUAUAAGAUUUAUACAAUUGACUAUACACUAUAAAUGUUUGAUCAUUUAUUUGUAAAUGUAUACGCGUUUAUCGAUGUGUUCAAAUUUAUAUCGAUUGUAAUGGUUCUAGUUUGCAUUUUUGUUAAUUGUAUUGUUUUUUCUAAUUAGCAUAACAUAACUUUUCACGGUAGUGAAAAAUUUAUAAAACAAUUCAUGUUAUUUUAUAACAAGGUAAAUAAAUGUUUUUAUUAUAAUAUGUGACAUUAGAAUCCUUUUAAAUAUGAAUAUAGAAGAAAAGUUAUUUUAUUGCUCUCUUUGAUUGAUAGGUGGAACUAUCUCGCUUAUCCAUUGGAGAUAUUUGUGACUUCCAUUUUGAAUCUAUAAUAAAACAUUGUUCAACUUU